Symbiodinium necroappetens is the source of this 1367-nucleotide messenger RNA. The record is from the annotation of a GenBank genome assembly. Lineage: Eukaryota; Dinophyceae; Suessiales; Symbiodiniaceae.
AUGAGGGCGGAGACAUACAGCCAUCUACACCCGGUGCUUCUUUCCUCGCUUGCAACGGCGACAGCAUCGUUUGCAGGCAGCUCAUGGGCAGAACAGAGUGCACGCUGUGCCUCCGGCACAGCCGGUCGCUGCGCCAAUCGCUCGCCACCGUUUGCAGAGGCUGCGUUGUGGGCAGCUGGCCAGGUGCCUGAAGCUUGUGACAAAUCCGACGACUCGGAGUGUCCCUUUUCCAUUGACGCGUGGCAUGGUGUGGCCUCGGCGUGGCGAUACGCAUGGAACAACCUUCGUUUAGCUAUUCAGCAUGCAAGUCCGGCUCACCGGCUGCGGCUCACGCCCCGCGAGGUACAACAGGUUGUGGCCGUGCAUGAGUUCAUGUAUUGGCUUGGAAAUGAUGCCAAGAAGUGGCAUGUAGGUUGGCAGGAGAUGAGCGGAACUGCGCGUGCCCUCUUGCGGUCGCUACAGCUUUGGCUCGUUGCUGGCGAGUACCAGCUGGGCAGCCAACUACAGCUUGCUUUGACAAACCACGGGCUUCAUGUUCCUUUCGCAGGGAGAUCCUUCCAGCUUCCUGCUGGUGACGUCGGCGCCCGUGUCUCCCUUGCCAACGGUUUGCCGAUGCCGCUUCUGAUCUUCAGUGUCUGGCAGGUGUGGCGGCUCCCUCUUAAACCGACGAACGAUGUCUACAAGCAGGUGCUCAAAGCGAUCAACACCGGGUACAGACACAUCGACAUUGUACCGUACCAUGGCAGCGAAAAGGAAGUCAGCAUGGCAAUUCGGGAUUCAGGUGUCCCGCGAGAGCAGAUCUUCCUUGCCUGUCGGCUCAGUCCGGCGGACAGCUACCCCUUGGGUGCCAAACGUGCAAUCCAACAGCUGCUGAGACAUUUUGGGUUGGACUACAUUGACCUGUUCAUGAUGAGCCAUUCCACCCGGUACUCCAUGCUGCAGCACCAAGUGUGGGAAGUACUGGAAGCAUUCUACGACAAAGGCAUUUUCCGCUCGCUGGGUGUCAGCAACUUCGACCUGCCUUCCCUGCAGACUCUUUACCGCGCGGCGCACGUAAAGCCAGUCUAUCUGCAGCGCCGGAUGUCGAUUUACCAGAUGCUCAGGGAAGAUCUGAACUCCGACGGCGAUGUGCUGGGCUGGACUCGGGCACAUGGCAUUGUCAUGGCGGCAUACCAUGCGGAAGACCGUAUGAACUUCCUGGGGCCUCUAGAAGAUCCUCAUGUCGUUGCGAUCGCAAAGCGAGCAGGCCGCUCAGCCGCGGUAGUGCUCGCACGCUGGGCCUUGCAGCUGGGCCUGGCUGUGGCCUCGAAACACGCUGAGACAGAGGACAGUCAGGUCUUCGACUUCACUUUGUUGGAAGAGGACAU